Ceratina calcarata is the source of this 3968-nucleotide messenger RNA. RefSeq names its product ankyrin-3-like. The transcript has 2 exons. The record is from RefSeq and is a predicted model, not a curated record. Lineage: Eukaryota; Metazoa; Arthropoda; Insecta; Hymenoptera; Apidae. Gene Ontology annotation, molecular function: protein binding. The coding region runs from base 842 to 3946 and encodes 1034 amino acids.
UUAUAUAAAGUACAUACAGUUAUCUUGUUAAAUUCAUUGAAAUGUUUAUGGCUGUUAAAAAAAAAUUAUAUAUGCACGUGCAAUCGCUGAGCGUGACUCGUUUGCAGCCCUUUACGCGAAAACGAAGGAGCUGAGGCGAAAGCGUUUGCUGGUCAUCGAAGGAUCCACGAGACACGAGCAUUUAAAGGGCAGGUUUGCAGUUUGGGUCUUGCCGUUUACCUGAUACACGUAUACGGAAAAAUUACGCGUGUAGUGGUACGCUGUUCAAACUACGCGCGCGGCUAGGUUCAAAGCUUAAAGCUAAGACAUAACAGCAUUCUAGACUGGGUCUACGCUAUGGGCGAAAAAAUCCGCAAAUUUUACAUCAAGACUUUUAGUUCCACUUUUCUUCACCGUACGCGCUGCGAUCGAAAUUCCGCAAAUCUUACAUCACUGCGUGUGGCGACGAAGUGGCUACUUCCAUAAUUACAACUGUACGCAUUCCGCACUACAAACUAUAAGUAUUUAUUCUAUGAUUUAUUCUUUCCAUCUUCCAUCCGUUCUAUUCGUUCGGCGUUAACCCUCCAUGCGUCGUGUCCAGUCGUGUCCAUUGUGUAACCUAACGAACGUCAGUACAUAACUGCAGCUACGAUAAAAUUUAGUCAUUGAGACUCGAGAGAAGCUGAUCGACGUAUUCCGUCUUAUCAUUAUCAAUUAAUUUUAAUGAAUAACUAAACCAAGGCUUAUAUAUAUAUAUCGGCAGUCUAUAAGGGAGAUAUUGCCUAGACUUGAAGAGGCGAUCUGAGCAGGAAAUUUUUAAACAGUGAUUUAAUUAAUAACAAUUCCCCACGGACCGGACGAUAUGGAGGAACUGGUUAUGAGCAAAUAUGCGAUUUACAGAACUCAAAAGCCUACGAACACACCGCUCCACAUUGCUGUGUUGAAUUGCUCCAUAAAAACAGUAAAAAGACUCAUUCACAGCGGUGCUCACGUGAAUGCCAAAAAUGCAGAUGGCUCUACUGCACUGCAUUUAGCUAUUCUGCAGAGAAACAAAAAUAUUGUACAAAUCCUCCUAAAACAUGGUGCCAAUGUCAGUUUGAAAACUAAAAAGGGCGAGGUACCGCUUCAUUUUGCUGCGCGAGAAGGACAAGAAGAAAUUUGCUGGUUGUUAAUCAAAGAAGGAGCUGACGUGGAUGCCGAAGACGAACGUGGAAAAACAGCACUGCAUCUGGCCAUUACGGAGGGACACAAAGAUAUUGUACAAAUCCUCGUAGAUCAGGGUGCCGAUGUCAACUUCGGAACUAAAAGGGGAGAGAUACCGCUUCAUUUGGCUGCGCGACUAGGACUAGAAGAAAUUUGCAGCUUCCUAAUCGAGAGAGGAGCUGACGUGAAUGCCGAGAACAGAUACGGAUUAACAGCGGUAUUUGAAGCCAUUAUGAAGAAACACAAACGUAUCGUACAAAUCCUCGUAGACCAGGGGGCCGAUCUCAACUUGAAAUCUCGAAUUCCCGAGACUCUGCUUCAGUCGAUUAUAAAAGAUGAACUAGAAGUUUGGACGUAUCCACACACUGGAUGCUCUAACUCGUUUGGCUUAACCGAAGACGGAAUCACAGCGCUGCAACUAGCUAUUCCGAUGGAACACAAAGAUACUAAAGAAAUCCACUUAGACCAUGGUGGCGAUGUCAACUUGGGAACUAAAAAGGGUGAAACACCGCUUCAUUUUGCUGCGCGACUAGGACUAGAAGAAAUUUGUAGGUUGUUAAUCAAAAGAGAAUCUGACGUGAAUGCCGGAGACUUAUAUCGAUCAACGCCGCUGCACCAAGCCAUUCAGAAGAGACACAAAGAUAUCGCACAAAUCCUCGUUGAUCAGGAUGCCGAUGUCAACUUAAAAACUAGAAUUUGCGAGACUGUGCUUCAGUCGAUUAUAAAAGAUAAAAUAGAAGUAUGGAAGUAUCCUGGAUGCUCUACCGUGUUUGGCUUAACCGAAAACGGAAUCACAGCGCUGCAACUAGCUAUUCCGAUGGAACACAAAGAUAUUGCAGAAAUCCACUUAGACCAUGGUGGCGAUGUCAAUUUGGGAACUAAAAAGGGCGAAACAACGCUUCAUAUUGCUGCGCGAGUAGGACUAGAAAAAUUUUGCAGGUUGCUACUCGAGAGAGGAGCUGACGUGAAUGCCAAAGACGAAAGUGGAAAAACGGCACUGCACGUAGCCAUUAUGGAGGGACACAAAGAUAUCGUAAAAUUCCUCGUAGAUCAGGGUGCCAAUGUCAACUUGAAAACGAAAAGAGGGGAGACACCGCUUCAUGUUGCUGCGCGGUUAGGACUAGAAGAAAUUUGCCGGUUGUUAAUCAAAAGAGGAGCUGACGUGAAUGCCGGAGACUCAUAUCGAUCAACGACACUGCACCAAGCCAUUCAAAACAGACACAAAGAUAUCGCACAAAUCCUCGUAGAUCAGGAUGCCGAUGUCAACUUGAAAACUAAAAGAGGCGAGACACCGCUUCAUUUUGCUGCGCGAUUAGGACUAGAAGAAAUUUGCCGGUUGUUAAUCGAAAGAGGAGCUGACGUGAAUGCCGAAGACUUAUAUCGAUCAACGACGCUGCACCAAGCCAUUCAGAAGAGACACAAAGAUAUCGCACAAAUCCUCGUAGAUCAGGGUGCCGAUGUCAAUUUGAAAACUAAAUCUGGCCGGACACCGCUUCAUUUUGCUGUGAAAGUAGGACUAGGAGAACUUUGCAGGCUACUAAUCGAGAGAGGAGCUGACGUGAAUGCCAAAGACGAAAGUGGGAAAACGGCACUGCAUCUAGCCAUUCAGGGGAGACACAAAGAUAUCGUACAAAUCCUCGUAGAUCAGGGUGCCAAUGUCAAUUUGAAAAUUGAAAGGGGCGAGACACUGCUUCAUUUUGCUGCUCGACUAGGAAUAAGAGAAAUUUGCAGGUUGUUAAUCAAAGGAGGAACUGACGUGGGUGCCGAAGACAAAAGUGGAAAAACGGCACUGCACGUAGCCAUUAUGGAGGGACACAGAGAUAUCGUACAAUUCCUCGUAGAUCAGGGCGCCGAUGUCAAUUUGAAAACUAAAAGAGGCGAGACUCCGCUCCAUUUUGCUGUGCGAGGUGAACAAGAAGAAAUUUGCAGGAUGCUAAUCAAAGAAGAUGCUGACGUAAAUGACAAAGAUGUAAGUGGAUGCACAGCGUUACAUUUUGCCGCUGAAUGUGGUCAAAUGCGUAUCAUGCAGAUACUCCUGUAUUCGGGCGUCGACAUUAAUUCCAUAAAUAAAACUGGUAAUACUGCACUUCAUCUUGCAUCUCGCGCCAAUCAGUACGAAGCCGUUCUGACUCUUAUAGAAAAUGGUUCUAACGUGAACAUGGUUAAUAAAUACCAUAAAACAGCGUUAGAAUUAUACUACUCUAAGUAUGGAUUUAUGAGUCACUAUAAGUGUACUAAUAUCCAACAGCAACUAUUAAAAAUGCAGAUUGCUAGGUUGAACGUGAAUAACGGAAAUAUGGAGAAUCUUAGUAUCACUACGGAUAUAAACGGGCAAUCUCAGUUUGAAAAGAAAUGUAUUGAAGAGAUAAAGAGAAUGAAAAACACGAAAAUUAACAAUACUAUCGUGACAUUCCACGAUAUCCUAAUAAAACGCAUAGACCAAAUAGCAUUAUAUGCAAGAAAUAAAAAUGUUGUUCAGGGUUUGAAACGGAGCAAUUACCAGACAGAAUUUCCUAUGUACAAAGACGUAAUAAAACAUCGUUUCAACAGAGGUAUGUUCCGAAAGAAGUCGUUAGACGAGAGCGUUAGAUUGUUCCGCCGUUACAUCAAUAGAGAUUGUGAUUUACUUUGUAUUCAAGGAAUAUUAAGCUACCUUAGUAACACGGAUUUAAUGAAUUUGAGAAAUGCUUGUAAAAACGUACGUAACAAAAUGGGAAACACUGUAAAUUGUGUAAAUACUUGUUCGUUAACAUUUUUACACUAAUAAAUAGUCAUUUUGCGCUUUA